AUGGCUGAUCUUCCGAAGGACCACGUCAGCGCAUCUUACGCCUUCCAGGUGACUGGAGUGGAUUUUUGCGGCCCUUUCUAUCACAAGUCGGAAGUUCGGAAUAAGGCACCCAUCAAGUGCUACGUCUCCAUUUUUAUCUGCUUUUCCACAAAGGCUGUGCACCUCGAGCUGGUCCAGGAUCUCUCCACUUCAGCGUUUCUUAGCGCAUUGAGGCGCUUUAUACUGAUUCGUGGCAAGCCUGCUCGCAUAUGGUCGGACAAUGCGACUAAUUUUGUUGGCGCUAAGAACGAGUUGGCUGAGCUAAAGCGAUUGUUCCUGAAUGCCAGCCACCAAACCGCAAUAGAUGAAUUCUGCUUGACUGACAGCAUCAGAUGGCGAUUUAUUCCUCCUCGCUCUCCCCACUUUGGAGGUCUACUUCUACCGAUCUGUUGGACCUGCAAACACCCUGGCGAUCUUGAUGUGUUGACACCGGCGCAUUUCUUGGGUACUGCUCCUCUGGCUUUGUUUCCUGAGCCUGACUACACUAACUUGAACUUCAAUCGGUUGGAUCGGUGGCAGAAAAUUUCGUUCUACCAGCAACUGUUCUGGUCCCGCUGGAAAAAGGAGUACCUGACGCUCCUUCAACAGCGCUCCAAGUGGCGCACACAGAAGACGGAUAUUCAACUCGGUGAUGUCGUUCUGGUUAAGGACGAAAACCUGCCCUCCCUCAAGUGGCCACUAGCUCGAGUGGUCAACCUCGUCGCUGGAUCCGACAAUGUGGCUCGAGUCGCUGUACUGAAGACCGCCACUGGCCUCAUCAAUAGCUCAGUUGCUAAGCUGUGUGUGCUGCCGAAGCAGGAUGAAGUUGAAAGGCCGUGUCUUCCAACGGGGGGAGAAUGUCUGGUUAUGCAGCCCGCACCUGAUGACCCAGCGGCCAAACGACAACAAUAA
Messenger RNA from Drosophila kikkawai, 930 nucleotides. RefSeq lists its product as uncharacterized. Gene Ontology annotation, molecular function: nucleic acid binding. Lineage: Eukaryota; Metazoa; Arthropoda; Insecta; Diptera; Drosophilidae. The record is from RefSeq and is a predicted model, not a curated record.